GCUUAUAUAUGUUAAAUUUUGCAUGGUUGUAGGCCCAUUGUUUCAUAUGGGGUGGUACCACCUUUUCUAUCAAUACAACCCAGUUUCUCCAGUUUGGGGCAAUAUCACAUGGGGCCAUGCAGUAUCAAGGGACUUGAUCCACUGGCUCUACCUCCCCCUUGCCAUGGUACCCGAUCACCGGUUCGAUUGGAAUGGUGUUUGGACUGGGUCCGCCACGCUUCUCCCCGAUGGAGGAAUCAUAAUGCUUUACACUGGUAUUUCCGAUAAUUAUGUGCAGGUGCAAAACCUUGCAUAUCCUGCCAACUUAUCCGAUCCUCUCCUUCUUAAUUGGGUCAAGUAUAAGGAUAACCCGGUUAUAGUCCCUCCACCCGGUGUUGGUCUUGAGGACUUUAGGGACCCGACCACUGCGUGGCAUGCCGGGGAUGGCAAAUGGCGGGUCGCAAUCGGGUCAAAGAUUAAUACAACGGGUAUAAUCCUUGUGUACCAAACCACUAACUUCAUUAACUAUGAGCCAUUGGAUGGGAUUAUGCAUGAGGUUCGGGGUACGGGCAUUUGGGAGUGUGUGGACUUUUACCCAGUUUCAACUACCGAUAUAAGUGGGCUGGACACAUCAUUUAAUGGACCAGAUAUUAAGCAUGUGCUUAAGGCAAGUUUGUUUGAUGAGAUGAAGGAUUAUUAUGCACUGGGGACAUAUCAUCCGAAUAAUAACACAUGGAUGCCCGAUAACCCAGAACUGGAUGUGGGUAUCGGGUUGCGAGUAGAUUAUGGAAAGUACUAUGCAUCAAAGACAUUUUAUGAUCAGAACAAGCAGAGGCGGAUUUUGUGGGCUUGGAUUGGAGAAACUGAUAGUGAAAAUGAUGACCUCUUGAAAGGUUGGGCAUCCGUUCAGACCAUUCCAAGGACUGUAGUGUAUGACAAGAAAACUAGAACUAAUAUACUUCAAUGGCCUGUGGAGGAAGUGGAGAAACUCAGGUUGAAAUGUAUUGAGUUCAAUGGCGUAGAGCUUGGACCCGGAUCAAUCGUGCCACUGAAUAUAAGCUCUGCUACACAGUUGGACAUAACUGCCACAUUUGAGGUAGAUAAGGAGGCAUUGGAAGGGACACUUGAAGGCGAUGUCGGCUACAAUUGUAGUACUACUGGUGCUGUUGUGAGAGGCACUCUAGGACCAUUUGGCCUUCUGGUUAUUGCUGAUGAUUCGCUAUCUGAGUUUACACCGGUGUAUUUCUACAUCUCUAAGGACAUUGAUGGCACUUAUAAGACCUUCUUUUGUUCCGACGAAAUGAGGUCAUCGAAGGCUUCUGAUGUUAACAAAAAUGUUUAUGGAGGCUUGGUCCCUGUGCUAGAUGGCGAAAAAUUAUCUAUGAGAAUAUUGGUUGAUCAUUCCAUUGUGGAGAGCUUUGCUCAAGGAGGAAGAACAGUGAUCACAUCGCGAAUCUAUCCAACAAAGGCAAUUUAUGGAGCAGCGCGAGCAUUCUUGUUCAACAACGCUACAGGAGUGAGCGUCACAACAUCGCUCACGAUUUGGGAAAUGGAUUCUGCAGAUAUUCAACAAUUCCCCUUUGAGUCAGAUGAUGUAAUGUUGCUUUAGUCAAACCAUCUUGUUAUAUUCGUCAAUUGUUUGGUGUUUGGUUGUUGGGAAAAUUUGAAGUAGAAGGGAAAAUGUAGAAUCUUGCUGCAACCAAAAUGAUAUUAUAUUAUUCCAUUUUUCUGAAGGGUUGCCAGUUUGUUUUAGGCAUGUUGUUUGGUUGGCAAUCUCCAUUGUAUUUCAUCUCUAAACAAUAAUUAUUGAAGUGUUGAGAAUUUCAAUUGUCAUGAAUGCAAAGCAUUGGUUGUUUGGUUA
Camellia sinensis is the source of this 1840-nucleotide messenger RNA. RefSeq names its product beta-fructofuranosidase, soluble isoenzyme I. Gene Ontology annotation, biological process: carbohydrate metabolic process. The record is from RefSeq and is a predicted model, not a curated record. Gene Ontology annotation, molecular function: hydrolase activity, hydrolyzing O-glycosyl compounds. Lineage: Eukaryota; Viridiplantae; Streptophyta; Magnoliopsida; Ericales; Theaceae.